UUGAAAAUAUUGUACGAAUCUAUGGGACAAUGGAUGGGGAUCUAUACCACCAAAUUUUAACUAAGGAUCUUCUAGGAACCUUACGAUGGCAUAGAAUCAAUAAAAGGGAUAUAAUAUUCCAACAGGACAACGAUUCAAAACACACUGCUACUGAGACUAAGGAGUGGUUCUAUCAUAAUAACAUUGAGGUACUUGACUGGUCGCCUUAUUCGCCUGACUUGAACCCUAUAGAAAAUUUAUGGAAUAAAAUUGAUCGACGAAUAAGGCGGUUAUCUAUAGGGAUUUCUGAUUCGGAUGAGCUUUGGGAAAUAAUCCAAAGGGUUUGGGUUGAUUUGAAUAUAGAGUAUCUUGACAAGCUUAUUGAAAGCAUGCCACAACGAGGUGAUGCAAAACAAAUGGAAAAACACCUUUACGAGGCUAAAGGACCUAAUUGGACUUGUUUAGAUGGAUCUGCUACAAUACUGUACGAAGCUAUUAAUGAUGACUUCUGUGAUUGUGUAGAUGGAUCAGAUGAACCGGGUACAUCGGCAUGUUCUAAUGGUAAAUUCUAUUGUAGAAAUGAAGGACACAUUCCAUCUUCUAUACCAUCUAGCCGUAUUAAUGAUGGUGUUUGUGAGCCAGAAUGUUGUGAUGGCUCAGAUGAAUACGAUGGAAAAAUAAUGUGUCCUAAUACAUGUAAAGAAGCUAGUAUAGAAUAUAAUAAAAAGUUGGAUGCAUUAAACAAGUUGCGAACUCAGGGCAUACGAAUAAGAAAUAGUUAUAUAGAAGAAGGUAAAAAGUUAAGGAUAAAACGUGAAGCUGAAUUAAAUCGACUAAAAAUUGAACUUGAGGCCGCAAAGAUUAGAGUUAGAGAGCGUGAAGCGGCUUUGAAAAAGAUUGAAGCUAGGAAAACAGAUACAGAGCAGUCAGGGUCUAAAGUCAAUCGAGAACGCAUAAAGAAAUAUCAAAAGCGCAUUUCUUCAUUGAAAGAAAAUAUAAAUAGUCUUCACGAAAAAGUUGAUACUUUACUUUCAAUUCUCAAGGAUAUGAAAAACAAUCAUAAUCAAAACUACCAUGAUAUGGCAGUUAAAACUGCAAUUAAAGCCUAUGAUGAAUUUCUGGAAGAAUAUACUAAAAGCAAAGAAACGGAAAGUGGAGACGAAGAUGAAGACGGUGAUGAUAGAGUAGUAGACGAAAAAGACGAACCGCAGACUCAGGAACAGAAACCUUCAUAUUGGGAACAAUUCUCAGAGAUGUUAUGGGAAAUUAAAAAUGGUGUGCUGGAGUUAUUUGGAUUACAAAGUUAUGAUAAAAACAAUCGCUCCUAUAAUUCAUACAGAACCUCAAAAGAAUUAUCCGCUACUCGUAGUGCAUUCGAAGAAGCUGAACAAGAACAAAAAGAUAUAGAGGACAGUAUUGAUGAAAUUAAUUCCAAAUUAUCACUAAAUUACGGGUUGAAAGAUGAAUUUGCUAAAUUAGAUGAUGAAUGCUUUAAUUAUGAUUCUGGAGAAUAUACAUACACUUUAUGUAUGUUCGGCAGUGCAACGCAAAAGAGUAACAAAGAUCAUACAUCAACAGAUUUAGGUAAUUUUGAAAAGUGGAUUGGGGCCGAAUCAAAAGAUGAUCCACAACACUAUACUCAAAUGCUUUAUGAAAAUGGAGCUCAUUGUUGGAAUGGACCAGCUCGAUCCGUUAAGGUGUAUCUUGAAUGUGGAGCAGAUAAUGAAAUCCUAUCAGUUUCUGAACCUGAAAAAUGCGAGUAUCAUCUGAAGAUGCUUACUCCAGCUGUUUGUUUUGAUCUUGAGAAGAAUAGUUCUGAGAUUAAUCAUGAUGAAUUGUAG
This is a messenger RNA of Cetraspora pellucida, 1820 nucleotides long. The record is from the annotation of a GenBank genome assembly. NCBI's taxonomy places the organism in Eukaryota, Fungi, Glomeromycota, Glomeromycetes, Diversisporales, Gigasporaceae.